CGGGGCGUGGCCGCGGCGCCUCCUUUAAGCGUCACGGGGUGGGGUGCGGCUACCGCUGGACACUGGGGUUUGAACAUGUCGCGCUUGAGAGGAGUGGACGCCCGAGAUCCCCGCGCGGGUUUCCGAGCUGAGAGGAGAGACGGCUGUACCUCCGUACCCCAGGGGCUGUUAAAGGCGGCCAGGAAAAGCCAGUUAAACUUAUCGGGUAGGAACCUCACUGAAGUGCCUCAAUGUGUUUGGAGAAUAAAUGUGGAUGUUCCUGAGGAGGCUAAUCAGAAUCUUUCAUUCAGCGCUACUGAACGAUGGUGGGAGCAGAUAGAUUUGACCAAACUAAUCAUAUCAAACAAUAAACUGCAGUCACUUACAGAUGACCUCCGACUUCUGCCUGCAUUGACUGUUCUUGAUAUACAUGACAAUCUGCUGACAUCGCUUCCUUCUGCGAUAAGAGAGCUAGAAAAUCUUCAGAAACUUAAUGUCAGCCACAACAAACUGAAAACACUCCCUGAAGAAAUUAGAAAUCUAAAAAACCUGAAGGGCCUGUAUCUCCAGCAUAAUGAGCUAACUUCUAUACCAGAGGGAUUUGAACAACUUUCCAAUUUGGAAGAUCUAGAUCUUUCGAACAAUCGUCUUACAACUGUUCCUGAUAGAUUUUCUUCUCUAUCCAGCCUGGUGCGACUCAAUCUUUCCAGUAAUCAACUGAGGAGUUUGCCAACAGAAAUAAGUAGAAUGAAAAGGUUAAAACAUUUGGAUUGCAAUUCAAAUCUCUUGGAAAACAUACCCCCUGAAUUGGCUGGCAUGGAAUCAUUAGAAUUACUCUAUUUGCGAAGGAAUAAAUUGCAUUUUCUACCAGAAUUUCCUUCUUGUAAACAACUGAAGGAACUACAUGUAGGUGAAAACCAGAUUGAAAUUUUAGGGGCAGAACAUCUUAGGCAUCUGAAUUCUAUCCUUGUGCUAGACCUGAGAGAUAACAAGUUAAAAUCUGUUCCAGAUGAAAUUACACUACUACAGUCUUUGGAAAGACUUGACCUAAGUAACAACGAUCUUAGUAGUUUACCGUCUUCAUUGGGAAACCUUCAUUUGAAAUUCCUAGCCCUAGAAGGAAAUCCUUUGAGAACUAUUCGAAGAGAAAUUAUAAAUAAAGGAACCCAAGAAGUCCUAAAAUAUCUACGAAGUAAGAUCAAAGAUGAUGGACCUUGCCAAAGUGACUCCACUACUGAGACUGCUAUGACACUACCAAGUGAAUCCAGAGUGAAUGUACAUGCCAUCGUCACAUUAAAAAUAUUAGACUAUAGUGAUAAGCAAACAACUUUGAUUCCUGAUGAAGUGUUUGAUGCAGUAAAAAACAACAUAGUCACAUCUAUUAACUUCAGUAAGAAUCAGCUCUGUGAAAUUCCACAAAGGAUUGUAGAGCUAAAAGAAAUGGUUUCUGAUGUCAAUCUCAGUUUUAAUAAGCUUUCCUUUAUAUCCUUGGAGUUGUGUAUGCUUCAGAAAUUGACAUUUUUAGACCUCAGAAACAAUCUUUUAAGUUCUUUGCCUGAAGAAAUGGAAGCGUUGAUAAAACUGCAGGUGAUCAAUCUUUCCUUUAAUAGGUUCAAAAUAUUACCUGAUGUUCUAUAUCGUAUCCCCACACUUGAGACAAUUCUGAUUAGUAACAAUCAGGUUGGAUCUGUGGACCCUCAGAAAAUGAAGAUGAUGGAAAACCUGAGCACCUUGGACUUGCAGAACAAUGACCUCCUACAGAUUCCACCAGAGCUCGGUAACUGUGUGAACUUAAGAACAUUACUACCAAAUGGAAAUCCAUUCCGCGUUCCUCGAGCAGCCAUAUUAAUGAAAGGAACAGCUGCUAUACUGGAAUAUUUGAGAGACCGAAUUCCUACUUAAAUUGCAAUUGUUUUAUAAGCCUCAUCAUGUUAAUUCUUAGAUGCAUAUAAUAUUUUUAGUUAACAUCCAAAGAUGAUUGCUGUAACUGAUCUUAUAGUUUUACAGGGUCACCUGGCCAUGGUGUAAUUGGCCUGGGCCACAUUCACUAUUGUUCCACUGACAGCUGUUUAACAUUUUUCUAAAGUGUUGUAUACUUUUUAUUAGUGAUAACCGUGGUUAGCGUUCGUACUUUGUUCUGUUUUACACAGCAGUCAUACUACUCACAUGUCAUUCCCUUAUAAUAGCAGUUUUUUUCAAAAGUGAAUUUUUAUUUAAUGUGGGUUGAUAUUUUUAUAGUAACAAAGACUUUUUGUGAACUGGGCUUUUUUCCCCACUUGUUUCUUUUUUGUAUUCCAUAUAAUGUGAUCAGUUGACUAGAAUAUUACUAUACAGUUUCUACCUUUUUAUUAGAUAUAAAAUUGAGUUGAAUUUUACUGAAUACUGCUUUUUGGCAUUUAAAAAAAUAAGACUUUUCAUUAUCCAUAACAGGACUCUUGUGAAGUGUUUGGCCUUAUUUUCUCCUCAUUGAGAGUAUGACAUUUAAAAAUACUUUUUUUUUCCCAAAAAGAUAUUGAAGACUUUAAUUCUAUAUAUACUGACAAUAGAAAACAUAUACCAUGUAGAAAUUUUAAAAUGUACUUAACGCUUUUUUAAAAAUAAGACAGAAGGCAUAUAUGCUUGCCAGAGACAGAGCAUAGGAGGGAGACAGCAUUUGUCAGUGGGGUAUGGUCACCCCACAGUCUCUCCCCCUCCAUUUCUUCAUUCUAAGGAUAUGGGGCAUGCACAUAUGCCUGGUUUGUUUUUCAAGCUACUGGAGUAAGGAUUCGAGCCAUGCACUCAGCAAUGUGAGAGCUGGCUCCCUUAACCAGUAGGCCUCAGAGCCAGCCUAUGAAAACUUAUUAGCAGGUAUUUGCAUACCUGAUGUACUCUGUGGGUCUAUUUUAAUCCAAACUUGUGCAUCUUUUUAUUUCCAACCCCUUACUUUUAGAUUUUGCUUGCAAUCUUGAUAAGACUGAGGUUGUAGUUACGUAGUAGUUUUGUGAAAGGGAAUUUGACAUAGGUAAACUUGAUUUAAUAAAAAUCAAAUAUAAACAUUUUUGUUUACAUAAAAAUUAGGAGAAAUAGGUUGAUCCAGCUUUAUAACAUUUACCAUAUAAUUCUGUUAAGUGACCAAUUAAAUAGCAUGUGUGUCAAUUUAGAUAGACAGCUCUGGAUGAUUGAGGCAUGCUUAGAUUAUGAAAAACAGUUAUUGUUAAUCAAUAUUUCAUGUUAUAAUAAAAAUUACAUUUUUCAAGUA
Molecule: messenger RNA, 3217 nt
Organism: Tupaia belangeri chinensis (Chinese tree shrew)
Lineage: Eukaryota; Metazoa; Chordata; Mammalia; Scandentia; Tupaiidae
Gene: LRRC40
Product: leucine rich repeat containing 40
Cellular component (GO): cytoplasm
Molecular function (GO): protein binding
Source: RefSeq, a predicted model, not a curated record